AUGUUCCGACAUCACCUCACCCGGCGUGAACGACAGCGGCCAAGCUAGAUGGUACUUCGACACGGCAGCUAACGUUGGGGAUUUGCAUUUCCAAAGGAAGAGCUAUCCUUUUAUCUCACUGUGGAGCCAGACUGUUCUACCAUGGCUCUUUACGAAUAUGUCACUCAGGAGCAGCUUGCGGGCUUCGACAAAUACAAGUACAGCGCAGUGGACUCGAAUCCCCUGUCUGUCUACGUCAUGCACCCUUUCUGGAACUUUGUAGUAAAGUUUCUACCAACAUGGUUGGCUCCAAACCUCAUUACAUUUACAGGCUUUAUGUUCCUUGUGUUGAAUUUCCUUAUGUUGGCCUUCUACGACUUUGACUUCACAGCCUCUGCUGCAGGACAUGAACAUGUGCCUAGUUGGGUCUGGGUUGCUGCAGGGAUCUUCAACUUCCUGGCCUAUACACUCGACGGAGUUGAUGGGAAACAGGCUCGUCGCACCAACUCCUCCACACCACUAGGGGAGCUGUUUGACCAUGGCCUGGACAGUUGGGCCUGCAUCUUCUUUGUCGCCACCGUCUAUUCCAUAUUUGGGCGUCUGGAAAGUGGCGUGGGCGUGGCCACACUGUAUUACAUCCUGUGGGUGGUGCUGUUCUCAUUCAUUCUAUCUCACUGGGAGAAAUAUAACACCGGCAUCUUGUUUCUGCCGUGGGGGUACGACAUCAGCCAAGUGACAAUCUCCCUCGUUUACUUGGUCACUGCUGUGGUCGGCGUUGAAACAUGGUACCAGCCAAUCCUGUGGCACUUCCUCUACAGAGACCUUUUCAGCUUUAUGAUCAUCGCCUGUUCCUUUACUGUGACCUUACCCAUGAGCCUCUUCAACGUUCUCAAGGGUCACCGCAGUAACACUCUGAAGCACAGCAGCCUGUACGAAGCCUUCCUGCCCUUCCUGUCUCCCGUCCUCCUCUUCGUCCUGUCCACCAUCUGGGUGGUCUUCUCUCCAUCCAACAUCCUGGAGCUGCAGCCCAGGACCUUCUACCUCAUGGUGGGGACAGCCUUCGCUAAUGUCACGUGUAAGCUGAUUGUGUGUCAGAUGAGUAACACACGUUGCCAGGCGCUGAGCUGGCUGCUGUUGCCAAUGACGCCAGUGGUGUUGUUAGCGGUGACCGGUGUGGUUGCUAACGAGAGCCUGCUGCUUUACCUGUGGACAGCUGCUGUCAUAUUAGCACACAUACACUACGGUGUUUCAGUGGUACAACAGCUCAGCAACCACUUCAACAUUUUGGCCUUCUCGCUGAAGAAGCCAAACAGUGACUGACAGGAGGAGGAACGAAUCGGCUUGAAAGAAGCGGAGGUUUAGGCUCCUCCCCUCCUCGGCUUAUCGACACUUCACUCUCAUCACCACGGAAACCUCAUCCCCUCCCCCCCAAACAUGAGGACAUUUCAAGUGGAAAAGACUGUGUUUCCACUGUCCCUAAACACAAACACACACACACACACACACACAUACACACACACACACAUUCCCACCUAACCAACCAAACUCUGGCCUCUGCGAUGGGGCGGGCCCAGGGGCUCUGGCUUCCGUCAUUGGUGAUUGGCUAACUUGGUUGAGCCAAUGAGGUGCAAUUGUUUCCUACGGAAAUGUGCUUCAGUCAUGAGGACAGGAGCCAUUAAAACACACACACACAAAUAUAUGUAGAUUAAUUAUUCUGCUUUAGUGCAGAUCAUUUCUAUCUGGUGGCAGGUAUUUCAACAGAAAGACAGCCACACACAAACACACACAAACAGUUGCACUCACAUAGUAUUAUGAAUGUAUAAUAUGCCUUGGGGAAAUGCCAUUUAAGUCUUAUUAUAUUAUUAUUAUAUUAACAGGAAUGCCUCAAGUAUGUGUUGUUUUAAACCUUUAAACUGUGGCCACAUGUGGCUCGUACAUCCACAGCUGUGUCCACAGUUUAAAGGUUGUCACGUUUUUUUUUUUAUUAUCAUGGGAUGAUUUUCAGUUGGAAGUCCCACUGAUAUAUAUGUUAAUAGCUAUAUAUAUAGUGUAUGUGUUAGGGGCUUGGGGCAUUUUAUUUUAAAACUGAAAUGAAACUUUAAAACAAGAUUACUCCAGUAAAACAUUGUAUACAUUUCCCUCUAAUGAAAACAGAGUUGGAUUUUGACUAACCAGGGCAACAAAUGACCAGGGCGACCUCUGACCUUUUGAACUCUACUAACCUUCCACCUGGACCUCUGACAGAGCACCGGCCUCCCAGCUCUCCCUUCCUUUCUGAGGUGUCGUGUCUUCAUGCUGAUUCGUUCUCUUUUUGUUUUUUACUUCCUCUUUUUUUUUUUUUUACUAUAUAUACACAUCUUUGGUAGUACUUUAAUUUGUUGCCAUGGCAGUGGUUUGUGGUUCAGUUUGCGCAGGGCUUGAAUGAAGAGUGCGUUCAAAAACCGUCAAUGGAGCGGACUCACUCUGAGGGAACAAGCCGUCGCACAGGACACCGCAAACACCACAGCAGCGCCUGGCGCCUCACUGAUAUUAUCACACCUUUUAUACUGUCUGUCAGAUAAUUUGUGGAUUGUUUUGCGUGUUUUUUUUUUCUUUUUCAGUCUGUUAAACACUGUCACUCAAAUUAUGUUUUCCAUGGUGAAAUUGCAUAUUCAGUAGUGGCAGGACUUUGUUUCGCAUUCAACUGGUUUUCACUGCCGGGGCAAGUACGUUUUGAUGGGUUACACAUCAUCUGUGUCACCUCUCAUUUUAAAAACUGACAUGGACAAAAGUGACUAGUCUUGUCUUUAUUAAAAGACUUUCUCAGAUCUCUAGUGUCUGUUGACAAAGACUAAGGGAUGAAGUUUUCCACUAGUCUUCUUAAACUGUGGUUCUCACCCAAACUAGAUCAUUUUAGCCCACAAAGUCCACUGGGGCUCUGGUUUACAUGUCAUGCCAGUCAAAAUAACAGGUGUCUCCAGCCAGCUAAACUGUCGGUCCAGUGUUCAGGUUUGAAAAAUGUUCAAAUGAAUCACAAUAACAACUGUUGGGAAAGCUUUGUGACGACGAGUUGAGUUGGGAGUUCUUUCUGUCUGCUAUGUGAGUCUAAAUGUGAAGUCACGUUAAUAAUCAUCUCAUAUACGGUAAAAGUGUGACGAUACUUUCUGAUUAACACGUACAUUAGAUACACUGGGAAACAUAUGAAAAUGUACUUAAUUGUACUUAUUUUUACCACUUGUCCAGAAGUUUUGUACAUAAACUGUUAUUGAGCAAAACUGAACAUUUAGACCGCAGCCCUGUAGUGUCUAUCAUGACUGGGAGAAACAAUGUAAGAUCAAACUCUACUGCCAUAAUACCCAGUAAAGUAGCCUGUGUAGGUUGCAGCUGAGGAAAGCUUGCAUGCAGUCAUAAGCACAUAAAUAUUAGUAGAAAUUUGAUUUGCCCCACAUCUGUGACUUUGGAGACCGUAGAUUGUAGUGACGUGAAAACAACUGUGACUGAGAUUUCGCCACCAAAACAGUGAACUGUUCUGGUGGGUACAUGCACUGUCUGGAUAUGUGCCGAUCUGUGUGUACAAAGUCUGUUAUUGUAUGGGUGUAUACUCUGUAUGUGUGGAUAUCUGUGUAAAUAUAUAUUAUUUCUUCAUUUUUAUUUUAUUUUCAAAACAAAUGGGAUUGUUAACUGGUAGGUCGAUUUCUCCAAACAAGGGGCAGGUGCAAACCCUGCACAGAUACAUAAGUAUCUCAGCAGCAGUUCCUUUAUCUGACAACAGUUUUUUAAUUUAAAAAUUCAUCUCCGCUGCUGGUUUACAUCGUUGUUUUUUGAUAGUUUGGAGAGGGGGCAGACUGGGUGUGAAGACCCCAGACUGCAAACACUACAAACAGUGCUGAAUGCAACACAGAAUUUCAUAUCAUAUAAAUAGGAAAAUGUUAGCUGGGUGAGAAAAAUUUGUGCCAACGAACAAAGACCAGGCAGAAAUUGCAGAACAAACUAUAAAACAAGCGGAAUUCUCAUCCAGCUGGCAGCUGAAUUCACAUCAAAAUUAAUAUUAUUAUCCUAUAUUGCUAAUUUCCUGGGCAUUUUUUGUAGUGUGCUCCUCAGCUUCACUCACCAAUUUCUAGGAAAAGUCUCAACCCCCUGGAUCAAUGAACCAAGCUGUUCAAAUUGUGACUAAGUUGUUGUAAAAUGCUGCCCUGGCAAACACUCUGGGGCUUCGGUGUGGCUACUUGUGAUGUUGUAUUUAACCAGUGAAAGAAAGGACGGUUCAGAAACAAAUAAAAGUGAAUUUUCUUUAA
Messenger RNA from Centropristis striata (black sea bass), 4253 nucleotides. RefSeq names its product selenoprotein I (gene selenoi). Gene Ontology annotation, cellular component: Golgi apparatus; endoplasmic reticulum membrane. Gene Ontology annotation, biological process: phosphatidylethanolamine biosynthetic process. The record is from RefSeq and is a predicted model, not a curated record. NCBI's taxonomy places the organism in Eukaryota, Metazoa, Chordata, Actinopteri, Perciformes, Serranidae. The transcript is spliced from 10 exons. Gene Ontology annotation, molecular function: ethanolaminephosphotransferase activity.